This is a messenger RNA of Bemisia tabaci, 3663 nucleotides long. The record is from RefSeq and is a predicted model, not a curated record. Lineage: Eukaryota; Metazoa; Arthropoda; Insecta; Hemiptera; Aleyrodidae.
AUUGCGUGAUUGUGUGAUUGUAUGAAAAGUAAGUACAAUGUACAUGCGAAUUGCGGUGCGGAGUUUUCUUGAGCAACAAUAUCUUGUUCUGUGACAAUAUCAAUCCGACCAACACAUUUCAUUGUCGUACAAUCAUCGUCCUGCCCAUCCUGCCAGAAUUGGACCAGAAACUCUCCUGAGGACCUGGGGUCUGUUUUGUCACUCUAGUUGUGUCCACUCUGCUUUGUCCUAGAAUACCUGCGAUCAUGGUCGAACCAGCGACCAAACUGAACUUAGAUCCAAAGCAGCAACAGCGGUUCAUCGCAUUUUUUAAAAGUUUGCCACAGAAACCUGCUACUACCAUCAGAUUUUUUAAUCGAACUGAUUUUUACACUCUUCAUGGAUCAGAUGCUGUUUUUGCUGCCAAGGAGGUCUACAAAACAACAUCUUUUCUGAAGAUGAUCGGUUCAGAAAAUGACAAACUGGAAUCAAUCAUUUUGAAUAAGAACAACUUCGAGUCUUUUUUGAGGGAUCUGCUCUUGGUGAAAUCCUACCGGGUUGAAGUCUACUGCAAUAAACCUACAGCCAAAGGAUCAGCCAGUUGGGUUCUAGAAUUCAAGGGUUCGCCAGGGAAUUUGUCGCAGUUUGAAGACCUCUUAUUUGACAGUGUGGAUCAAGUUGAAUGGAACUGCGUGGCAGCUAUCAAAAUUGGAACUAAAAAUAAAGACAAGGUCGUUGGCGUGGCAAUGGUAGACGCUGUUGACCACAAGUUUAAUGUCUGUGAAUUUGUCGAUGAUGAGUAUUUCACAAAUCUGGGAGCUUUUAUUACUCAGCAUGGUCCGAAAGAAUGCUUAGUGCCAGAUGGAUGCUGUGAGAAUGCCAAAAAGGUAGUUUCACGAGGAGGAAUUUUAGUCAGCAGCCGGAAAAAUGCCGAAUUCUCUGAUGAUGGCCUGGUACAAGAGUUAAAUAAACUUCUCCUGUUUCAAGACGGUCAGUUAGAAAAAGCUGCUGCCUUGCCAGAGAUGAACCUCAAAAUAGCCGCUGGUGCUUUACACGCAAUCAUCAAGUAUUUAGAGCUGUUGUCCAACCAAGAAAAUUAUGCGCAGUACUCGAUAUCAACCUUCGAACUUUCCAAAUUUGUACAUUUAGACGCAUCAGCAGUUCAAGCUCUCAAUAUUACUCCUCAAUCUCAAUCUACGAUUUUUAACAAACAUCAUUCCAUUAUAGGGCUAUUAGACAAAUGCAGAACUUCUCAUGGGCACAGGCUCCUGGCCCAGUGGAUUAAACAACCAUUGUGUGACAUCAAUGCGAUUCAAGAAAGACAUGAUAUUGUUGAAGCUCUUGCAACGGAUAUUACCUUAAGAGCAAGUUUACACGAUGAUCAUUUACGUCGUAUUCCUGACCUGCAAGCUCUCUCAAAGAAAGUACAUCGCAAAAAAGCUAAUUUGCAAGAUUGUUACCGGAUAAUCCUCAGCCGACGCUUUCAUCUUGUUUUAUCACUCCUCUCAAGGAACAGAUCACAGAGCUGGACAAAUAUCAAGAAAUGGUUCAAUCCACGAUUGACUUGGAUUCAGUCGAUAAAGGAGAAUAUUUAAUAAAGUCUGAAUUUGAUCAAGAUUUACAAGACUACAGAGAAAAAAUGGAGAAACUUGAAGAACAAAUGAAAAAACACUUAACAUCUGUUGCAUCUGAUUUGGAUUAUCAAGCGCACAAACAAAUCAAAUUAGAAUCAAAUUCCAUGCAUGGAUUUUUCUUUAGAGUUACACUCAAAGAUGCCAAGGCAAUCACUCGGAACAAGUCUUAUGAAGUGUUGGAUACAAAUAAAGGAGGUGCACGAUUUAGGACAAAAAAAUUGGAUUCUUUAAAUGAAGAAUAUUUACAAAUAAGAGAAAACUAUACAAAACAUCAAGAAUCGAUAGUAAAUGAAGUGGUGUCCAUUGCAGCGGGAUACACCAACACAUUACAAUUUCUAAGUUUUACUUUGGCCCAACUAGACGUUCUCUGCAGUUUUGCUAUGGUUGCCGAAUCAGCACCUAAACCUUUCGUUCGUCCGAAAAUGCAUCCAAAAGGAACUGGAAUUUUAUCUCUUAAACAAUGCAGACAUCCAUGUUUAGAAUUAGAGGAUGGGAUUUCCUAUGUUCCCAAUGAUGUUCAUUUUGAACAAGGAAAGUCAACCUUCAUUAUCAUCACGGGUCCAAACAUGGGUGGUAAGAGUACAUACAUCAGGAGCAUUGGAGUUACUGCUCUCUUGGCCCACAUAGGUUGUUUUGUACCGUGUGAUUCCGCUGAAAUCAGUAUUCUUGACGCAAUCUUAGCCAGGAUGGGAGCUCAUGACUCUCAGCUGAAAGGCAUGUCAACGUUCAUGGUCGAAAUGGUCGAGACUUCCUCUAUCAUACGGAAAGCCACUGCCGAUUCUCUUGUGAUAAUUGAUGAACUAGGCCGCGGGACUUCAACCUAUGAGGGCUGCGGAAUAGCAUGGGCCAUUGUCGAGCAUCUAGCAAAAGAAAUCAAAUGUCCAUCAUUAUUUGCAACUCAUUUCCACGAACUGACCCGUUUGGCAGAUGAAAUAGAGACAAUUCACAAUUUCCAUGUCACAGCUCUCACUUUGGAAGACAAACUGUUAUUAUUGUAUCAAGUCAAACCAGGCGUCUGUAAUCGAAGUUUUGGGAUUCACAUAGCGAAAAUGGCCAAAUUUCCAGAUCGUGUCGUAGAGGAAUCUGAGCAAGAAUUACAGGAAUUGGAGGAUUUUCAAGCUGCAGCUGCUUCUUUGCCUGAAAAUGACCGAAAAAGACACAUACAGGAAGGAGAACAACUAAUGGAAGAUUUUUACAGUAAGGUGAUGAGGCUGAAAACGUCUGAAUCAUCAGAAGAGGAUAUUGAGAAAAAGUUUGAAGAACUGAAACAGGAUCUGUUGUCGAAGAAAAACCCCUACAUUGAAGCAUUAAUCAAAUAAAAACUUUUCUCUGUUAUUUGCAUCCAAGUACAAAUUGUUUACAUGUCUAAUUUUUAUCUUUUAAAUAAUUAUUCAAUAUUAAUGGUUUUGGAGGAUCAAUUUUAAAAUAUUAAUAAUUUGAUAUGUGUACCUCCAUUUGAUUCAUAUUUGCAGUCACAUUUCUCAUCUUAAUGAUCUCAGGCCUCAGAAAACUACUAAAUUUUUUCAUUUUGUUAGGAAUAACCUUGUUCCCCUUAUCUAUUUGUUUCUGUAGCAUUUCCAACCAGUAUUAUUUUUCAAAACUUUACCAUUUCUCUCCUUCUGAAUUGUGAUAGCAUGAGUUUCAUCUCUUGCAAUUUUUUUUUUCAAAAUAUCUCUUGCUAGUAACCUAGCCACCAAUGCAGGAUGUUAGAUUAGUUGUAUUUUAAGACCUUGUAAGUUCUGUUUGAACAUUCCAUUAGUCAGGGAAUGGUAUCCUUGUUCUAAAUUCUUUUACUAAGUAGAAGUACAAACCAAGGAAUAAGACAUGCAUCUAUUUAUCUUGCCUACCGCUUAUUCAUAGUUAUUUCAGUGAAAUUUUUUUAAUUUGUUACCAGUUAUGUCUUUACAAUGGAUAAAAAUCCUAUCUGCGUCUUAUCUGUUACCUCUGUUACGUUCAUAACCUAUUAGCAACCAGAUAAACCAUGUCUCUUAAUUUAAUGAUGACGCAGGCGUUUUCAAAUGUCAAUAAAGUGUUUUAAUACUCUUCUGUA